Messenger RNA from Prunus mume (Japanese apricot), 1729 nucleotides. Its product is annotated as cyclic nucleotide-gated ion channel 1-like. The record is from RefSeq and is a predicted model, not a curated record. Lineage: Eukaryota; Viridiplantae; Streptophyta; Magnoliopsida; Rosales; Rosaceae.
AUGGAGAUCUCCGAACAGAAGAUUAACAUUCCAGAUGAAACUGUGAAGGAAAAAUCUACGGUGACCAAUGGAGGAGGUAUACCGACAACGAAAUUGGCGUCUAUUCUUUAUCCAAGUUGGCAAACGUUCAUAGUAGUGUGGCAUUCUGUGUUUAUCUGUUCAUGUGUGCUUUCAGUCUUAGUGGAUCCCUUGUUCUUAUACAUCCCCAUUGUCAACGAAGAUAACAAGUGUCUCGGAUUGGACAAAAAGUUAAAGAAAGUUGUUCUUAUUCUGCGAUCACUCACAGAUGUAUUCUACCUGGUGCAUAUUAUUUUUCAAUAUUUUUAUGGUCAAACCUUAUGGGAGAAGAAAAUUAAGUGGGUUUUCCCAUUAAAGGGGAAGAUUUCCCGCUCAUGCAUCCAAAUUUGUUUCUUGAUAAUUGACAUUUUAGCGAUUCUGCCAAUUCCCCAGGUAGUAAUUUUCAUUUUUUUUACAAAAAUGAAGGGCCCGGCAUCUUUGAUUCUAAACUUUCUUAUUUUAUUUCAAUACCUACCACGAGUUCUUUGCAUCUACUUUGCAAUCCAGGAACUUUACUUACUUCCAAGAGGAAAAUGGGUUAAAGGUAUUUACCAAUCCUUUGCGAUCAUCGUUGUAAGUCAUGUGUUUGGAGCUCUUUGGUACUUUUUCUCUAUACAAAGAGAAACAGCUUGCUGGCAAUAUGCGUGUCAAAGUAAAAAUGGGUGUGAGGUUAAUAGUUUUGACUGUGAUGAUGAUCAUACAUUGAGAAAUAUCACACUCUUAAGUGAAUUGUGUCCUAUAAAUCCAUCAAAUGCAACGGUCUUCAACUUUGGUAUAUUUCUUGAUUCUCUUCAAUCUGGUAUGGUGGGGACAACUGAAUUUCGACCAAAAUUGCUGCACUAUUUCUGGUGGGGCUUGCGGAAUCUAAGUUCUUUUGGUCAAAAUCUUCAGACCAGCAACUAUGCAUGGGAGAAUCUCUUCGCGAUUUUUAUUUCUUUAACUGGCAUGCUACUAUUUUUAAUAUAUCUUCAAGGAAUUUUGCAGUCUGCAGCUACAACAACAAAGUUUAUGAAAAUGACGAGCAAGAGGAAUUUCGAGAUAAGAUUGUGGUUACGAAAAAUUGGCCUCCCUUUCAUUAUUAAGGAUAGGAUCCUGACAAGCGUACUGAACAAUCUUGACGAAAACAAAGAUAUUAAUAUUCAGAGUAUCGGAUCUGUUAUAUCCAUGGGACUGAUGUGCAAAAUGGCGAAACAUCUAUGGUGGAAUGUGCUAAAGGAAGUUCCAGGGUUUCAAACUAUGGAUGAUGGAUCAUUGGAAGCAAUUUGCAAGAAUUUUCAUCCCGUGUUCUAUGGUGAGGACAGUUAUAUUAUUCGAGAAGGGGAACCACUUGGUAAGAUGGUCUUCAUCCUGCAAGGCAAGAUAUUGACCUAUGCCACUAAUAAUAAUGGAACAAAUGGCUCAACAACAACCAUCUGUCUUGACAAAGGUGAUAUUUAUGGAGAAGAACUUGUAAAGUGGGCAUCAAAUAGUGUUACCUCCUCUUCUAACUUGCCCGUCUUGACAAAAGUCUCUCUUUGGGACUUACCCAUCUCGACCACAACUCUAAAGUGCUACACCGAAGUUGAAGCGUUCACCCUCAUGGCCACGGACUUGAAGAAGAUAGUCCAAGAAAAUAAAAAAUACCUUUAAUAUUGGGCCGGUGUGGCAUGAAAUUCUAUCAAGGAGUUGUUCU